This is a messenger RNA of Stomoxys calcitrans (stable fly), 2168 nucleotides long. Its product is annotated as sphingomyelin phosphodiesterase 1. The record is from RefSeq and is a predicted model, not a curated record. The coding region runs from base 37 to 2166 and encodes 709 amino acids. The transcript is spliced from 6 exons. Gene Ontology annotation, cellular component: lysosome. Gene Ontology annotation, molecular function: acid sphingomyelin phosphodiesterase activity. Gene Ontology annotation, biological process: ceramide biosynthetic process; sphingomyelin catabolic process. Lineage: Eukaryota; Metazoa; Arthropoda; Insecta; Diptera; Muscidae.
GGGUUUGACCCGAUUCAUCGUCUACUGCUGAAGAAAAUGAGGAUUAUUUUGGUGGUGUUUACAGCAACGCUCUUGGCCUCAAUAUUGGCCGUGAAUUUACCAGGAGUACCAAGAGAAUUCACAACCAACGAUGUCGUGCUAUCAGCAGUGUCGGAUGAAAUUGCUCGUAAACUUGCCGAGGAAUACAUCAAAUAUAUGAAGACCGGUGUCGAGUCUGCCUCUCUACGCCAGAUAUCCACCCAGUUAGCCAACUCUCAUAGUAAAAAGGAUUUAUUCACCAAGGAAGUCGAUCAAUUGGGAGCCGCAGAUUCAUUUUUCGCUUGCACAACUUGUAGGUCUGUGGUCAAUGUUAUAAGUCGUAGUUUCCGCGAAGAAGAUGGAGAGCUGCAUGGUCAGGAAAAUCGUGAUUAUGUGAAAAAAUUCGUCGUUGGUUUCUGUAACCGCCUUAACAUACAAACCGAAGAAGUUUGCGGUGAACUUUUUGAGAUUCACUGGAAUUUAGCUCAAUAUAUUAUACAGAAUACAGGCAUUGAUUCACGUGAAUUCUGUGGCAUGUUCAUGCAGAAUGGUUUCUGUAAUGUGGGUACACAUCCCGAUUACGAAUGGACUGUGGAGAUUGAUGAUAGUGUGCCUGCCGCCACGGAACCCAAAUUCGAUAUUCCUGCCAAGAGUUCGAGUGAUUUGAAAAUUUUACAUAUCACCGAUAUACAUCACGAUCCCUUGUAUGAACCUGGUGCCUUGGCUGAAUGUGAUGAGCCCAUGUGCUGUCAGCGUCAUAAGGAUGUGGCUCAAGGUACUGCCAAGGCAGCUGGCUAUUGGGGUGAUUAUCGUGAUUGUGAUCUUCCCUGGCAUACGGUCGACAAUGCCCUCAUGCAUAUUAAGGAAACUCAUGAUGUGGAUUAUAUCUAUCAAACGGGGGAUGUAGUUGAUCACAUGGUAUGGGCUACUUCGGAUGAGAAGAAUAAGGAAGUCUAUGAAAAGGUUACCAACAAAAUCUAUGAAGUAUUUCCCAGUGUGCCAGUAUAUCCCGCCAUUGGUAAUCAUGAACCACAUCCUUUGAACAUAUUUGCUCCUGACUAUGUGCCUGAGGAGUUUAGCUCUAAGAAGUUCUAUGAACAUAUCUAUGAAAUAUGGUCCAAUUAUUUACCCGCCGAUACCAAGGAAACCAUUGUCAAGGGUGGCUACUACACUACACUGGUAAAGCCCGGUUUCCGCAUUGUCUCGCUGAAUAAUAACGAUUGUUAUACCAACAAUUGGUGGCUGUUCUUCAAUGGCACCGAUAUGAAGACUCAGUUAAUGUGGUUGCAUGAUGUCCUCUUGACUGCCGAAAAGGAUCAUGAGAAUGUUCACAUUUUGGCCCAUAUUCCCUCGGGCAGUGGCACCUGCUGGCAUGUCUGGUCUAGGGAAUAUAAUCGUAUUAUCGCCCGUUUCCGCAAUACCAUUAGUGGCAUAUUUAAUGGACACCACCAUAAUGAUGAGAUGAAUGUUCACUAUUCGAAUGGUCAUGCCAUAGCUAUGUCUUGGAAUGCAGGAGCAUUGACUACGUUCUCCUACAGAAAUCCCAAUUAUCGCAUAUAUGAUGUGGAGCCUACGACCUAUCAAGUUGUUGACCAUGAAACCUGGAUUUUCAAUUUGACCGAAGCUAACUUGGCUGGUGAAGGUGUCAAACCAAACUGGUAUAAGGAAUACAUUUUCUCCGAAGAGUUUACCAACAAUCUUAGUCCUGGCUCGAUUGAUGCCCAUUUGGAUGUUAUGGCCAAUAAUCCCGAUUUGGUCAGAAAGUUCUGGCGCUAUAAGAGGACCUCUGCAGAUCCCGCUCUGGCUGGAGGCUGUGGUAAAGGCUGCCUUCUCAACACUAUUUGUAACAUUGCCAUUACGGUAACUAACCAAAGAGAACGAUGUAAUGAAUUGACAGCAAAAUUAAGUCUUGCGAUUGACAAUGAGAACACCUCGAGUUCAGGUCCCACAGAUUCCACCACAGAUUCUACCACUGCAUCUACAUCCACUAGUACGGGUACUACCUCUUCACCCACUAGUACAGAUUCCACAACUUCAUCUACAUCGACUACUACUCCCGAAGAUGAAGAUGAUGGUGCUAUAUCGAUUACUGCAAUUAGUUUUACUACCAUGAUGGCUGUAUAUUUUGCAAUAUCCAAUGUAGUUUAGAA